AUGGCUCAUGCAGUCUGCCGCAUUCAGGGAUUUCCUGAAGCAGAAGCUAUUCUUCAGGGAGAUAAACUUGUUGGAAAUGAUUCCUGUGUCUCCAAUCAAGAAAAUAACAACACAUGUGACUUUUUCGAAAAACAGACAUCAAGUAGCUGCAAUGUUUCGAACGAAACAGUUGCUGUUUGCAAAGGCAACUGUGCAAAUAUUUCGUGUGAGGGUGGACAACAUUGUAAUGCUACGAAGGAUGGCCCUAAAUCUGGAAACUCCUCUAUCGAUAGCAAUGGUAAAGACCCAGACAAAGAUAGACCGCAUGUUAACAUUGCAACAGACAACUUUACAUUUGCCGUUGACGAUAGAGUGAAUUUACAAUGCAAGAUUCAAGACACAGGGGUUUUCAUUGCUGCAAAGUGGAUUCGAGAAGAGACCAAGCAAACCCUGGAGACCGCUAAUUUCUCCCGCUCUGAUGAGCAUUCGAAUGAUUUAAAAGACCAUCAUUUCUACUAUGUAAUCAAAAAAGUAUCUACUAAAGACAGAGGGAUUUACAGAUGCAUUGCUAAUUUCUCCGAUUAUGGGCCAGUAGAUGCCUGGUACAAGUUGCAAGUGAGAGCCCAUGAAAGUGAAAGAACCAAUACUGCUGCAGUGAUCAGUUUGAGCGUCAUUUCUGGUAUCCUCUUCCUAAGUAUCAUGGUCUGCUUUGUUCACCACAGGAGGCGUGUUUCAGCAUUACAGAAAGACGAUACUCGUGGAAAUGAAGAAAAUUUGGGUCUUGAAAGGUAAGCUUUCGCCUUAGUCGGGAAGCAACCACUAAAAUAUCCUUAGUGUCGUAAUCGUAUUGGAUCAAUUGAAUGUGUUUCAGGCCCCAUCCACACUACCCCGGGAGAAUUUGAAAACGAAGGUUUCACUCUGAAACACCUCAGAUGUUUUCC
Orbicella faveolata is the source of this 920-nucleotide messenger RNA. RefSeq names its product fibroblast growth factor receptor 3-like. Lineage: Eukaryota; Metazoa; Cnidaria; Anthozoa; Scleractinia; Merulinidae. Gene Ontology annotation, cellular component: signaling receptor complex; plasma membrane. Gene Ontology annotation, biological process: positive regulation of kinase activity; protein phosphorylation; cell surface receptor protein tyrosine kinase signaling pathway. The record is from RefSeq and is a predicted model, not a curated record. Gene Ontology annotation, molecular function: ATP binding; transmembrane receptor protein tyrosine kinase activity.